Notolabrus celidotus (New Zealand spotty) is the source of this 3560-nucleotide messenger RNA. It is a transcript of the gene pigk, whose product is annotated as phosphatidylinositol glycan anchor biosynthesis, class K. Gene Ontology annotation, biological process: protein localization to cell surface; proteolysis; attachment of GPI anchor to protein. The coding region runs from base 72 to 1223 and encodes 383 amino acids. Gene Ontology annotation, molecular function: GPI-anchor transamidase activity. Gene Ontology annotation, cellular component: GPI-anchor transamidase complex. The record is from RefSeq and is a predicted model, not a curated record. The transcript is spliced from 11 exons. Lineage: Eukaryota; Metazoa; Chordata; Actinopteri; Labriformes; Labridae.
ACCGGAAGUUCUUACUGGGCGGAUUCACCGGUGUUCACUUCCUUGUUGUAGGAAGCUAGCAGAGCUGCAGGAUGAAAAUACUCACUAUAUUUACCUUAUUGUCCGCUUAUUCAUUAGCGGACAGCAGCAAAAUCCAUGAUCAAGCGGCGCAGUUUUUCAGCAGUGGUCACACGAACAACUGGGCUGUUCUGGUGUGCACAUCCAGAUUCUGGUUCAACUACCGACAUGUGGCCAAUACUCUGUCAGUCUACAGGAGUGUGAAGAGGCUGGGCAUCCCUGACAGCCACAUAGUUCUCAUGCUGGCUGAUGACAUGGCUUGUAACCAUCGAAACCCCAAACCUGCCACAGUGUUCAGCCACAAGAACAUGGAGCUGAAUGUGUACGGUGACGACGUGGAGGUGGACUACAGAGGAUACGAGGUGACAGUGGAGAACUUCCUGCGUGUUUUGACUGGAAGACUCCCGCCCAGCACUCCGCGCUCCAAACGCCUCCUCUCUGAUGACCGGAGCAACAUCCUCAUCUACCUGACAGGCCAUGGUGGGAACGGCUUUCUGAAGUUCCAGGACUCAGAGGAGAUCAGUAAUGUGGAGCUGGCUGAUGCUUUUGAGCAGAUGUGGCAGAAAAGAAGGUACAACGAGCUGCUCUUCAUCAUUGACACCUGUCAGGGAGCCUCCAUGUACGAGAGGUUCUACUCUCCAAACCUCAUGGCUUUGGCGAGCAGUCAAGUCGGAGAGGACUCCUUGUCGCAUCAGCCAGAUUUGGCGAUAGGUGUCCAUUUGAUGGAUCGUUACACAUUCUACCUACUGGAGUUUCUGGAGGACAUCCACCCCGCAAGCAAAGCCAACAUGAAUGACCUGUUCAAAGUGUGUCCCAAGAGUCAGUGUGUGUCCACUCCGGGCCACCGUACUGACCUUUUUCUGAGGGAUCCAGGAAGCGUCCUCAUCACAGAUUUCUUUGGAAGUGUUCGCAAAGUUGAGAUCACGAUGGAAACCAUCAACCUGACGGAGCCCAUCAAGCAGGCAGAGCAGAGUCCUGGGAACGGAGAGCUGGAAAAAGAGACGUACUGGUAUGUGGAUCAGCUGCCAGUGUCUGAGAUCAUCCAUCAGAAACCAAAGCAGAGAGACUGGCAUCCUCCUGAUGGCUUCAUCCUGGGCCUGUGGACUCUAAUCCUCAUGGUGUUUUUCCAGACGUACGGCAUGAAGCACCUCAAACACAUCUUCUGAGGCCUCAGCGUUUACGCCGCUGGAUAUCUGAGGACACGAAGAAGCUGAUUGUGAGCUUUUACCGAAGGGAUAUUGGAGGGAAGGUGCAGUUUGUGACAGGCUUAUUUUUUCCUGGAAAUGGAAUGAAGAUGUAUGACACCACAGCCGCUCAGCCAGAAACUGUGAUGCAAUUGGUGCCUUUUUUUAAUGUCUUUUGGAUGAUUGUUUUUACCGGUGAAAUGAAAAAGUAAUACCAUUUUUUCCUUACCGCUACCAGUUUUAAUACCAAGACUUGGGUAGCAUCUGAAAUCACACAUGUGAACACACACAUGUACACAUUACCUGUGGAUAAAACAGUUGCUGACAUUUUUCCAGCUUUGACUAACUAGCUUUGACGUAAGAUGAUAAGCUGAAACCAGAUACAUUUUAGGGCGGGUUGAUAAAUGAUGAUACAGGACCAGUGCAUUGACUGAUGUUCUCAGUGAUACCACAUAUUUGGUUGUAUCCGAGGUUGUAGUAAUACUAGUGUUGGUACUUUAAUGACAGGUCAAAAGGGACAAAUGCUUGAGCCCAAAUACUACAUGAGCCUUUGAAGAGCUGUAAAGCCAUCUUAAACUGUUUAUAUGUUUCUUUUAUUGAAUUUAUGUAAAGAUGAUGCAUGUAUUUGGAGCCAGAGUCUGCUGGGUGUUGACUUCCGUCUCUCCCGGUAACAAAAACAUUUAACUUACCAAUAAAACAGCAACGGCCUCUUAGGUCGGUACAGUUUAAAGAAAAACAGAUUCAUGUUUCAGUUUGAGACACACUCUUGAGAUUAUAGAAAGUCCAGUGAGUCUCCUAUAAGUGUUUGUUACGUUGCCUCUUGACCCUCGCUCUCCACUGUGCUUGUUCAAUCGGUGAUAAACAAACAUUCUUAGUGCUGGUUUGAUUAAAAAAACACUUCAGUUUAAGACAAGUGCGGAGGGGGUGACUCAGCAAAUCGGUUGCAGUCAGUGGAUCUGUCCUUACUGUACAACUAUCAAUGCUAGUGUAGGCUAGAAACUGCAUUACUUUACAUAACGGAAGUCUUGAUACAGGGACAUAGUUUAAACCUUUUUCUUUCUGGAAGAGCCCCCCCCCCCCACCCCCGAAAACUGACUGUCUUAUAUACCGAUGCCACCUAUAUUCACAAGUUCGAGAUAAUUUUUUUUAAAUGUAAUUAUUAUUAUUUUAUAGUUUCAUCCAUAUCCCAUCGGUCAACAUAGAGCAGGCAGGCUUGAUGCCUCUUACAGCAGCUGUUCAAAGGGGAUAUCAAAGUGUUUUGGCUUCACUUUUGAGUAGCAGUCAUGUCACCCGUCUCUUUAUACAGUCUGGUUACUUUUCAACAAGAACUUCUUCGUUUAUUUAUUUCUCGUGUGUCUAAAGUUCUGUUUAGUUGAGCCAUUCCAUAAUUGCAUUGAUUUGGCUAAAAAUGCACUGAACUGAGUCCCCAGAUAAGACUUUAAUUUAUUUUCCCAGACAGCUCUGCUCUGAAUACUUCAGCAGCAGUUUUUGUUUAAGAGCUCAUCAGAAAAACGUCCGCCUGGUCAGAGGAAGAAAAUGUGGGACGAGGGCAGGCUGAUUGGCCGUGAGAGAACUGAGGAGAGAUUACUGUUUAAUGUCUCUCCUGUCCAUAUACAUUACACCCCUUGACCGUCACAUCCCGCUUGUGAGGGAUAACAAUCACACAUAAUCCCAUCUCGCCGUGAUGGACCCAUCCACUUUCCCAUUCUCUAAAUUGCCCUCCCUGUGGAAACAUCCAUUAGCUCCCCAGCCAUGUACUCGGCUGAUUGUAUUCCGGGUGAUGGACAGCUAUUUCCCGGGCCGUUUCCACGUCUCGCGCUACAGCAGCGAUAAGUGAGUGAUAACCCAGUAAGCUGCCGGUCGUCCCAAAUGAAUCUUCUCUUUGCCUGGACGUGUUUUUCCUCUUUUUAUUUUCUUCCCACUCUCCCCCUCUCUGUGUUACCACUCUGCAUUAGGCUCAUUGUUGACUGAUGCUCGGAGCAUAUGGAUUGAACCUGUGGUAGUUUAUCUUUGCUCCGUGGCAUCAGGAACGCCCACCAGGUGUCCGCUGCCACUCUCCCUCGCACAAGGCUGUUGUGGAAAAUAGAUGAAGUUGGAAAUUGAACUGUAUUUAUGUGAAGGCAGCUGCUGCGUCAGCCACCACGUACCUUUACUUUUAAAUUAUUUAUGCAAGCUUUAUUUCUUCUUCCCUGUUUCUAUUUCCCAUAAUCUCAUAUCCCCUCUCAGAGAGAGAGAGAGCUCAUUUUAUAUCAAUUGUUCAGACUGAUACCCUGAUUAAAGUCGAAACACUGAAUAAAAGGAUUGUAUUUGCGUCUCUAA